GCGUUGCCUAGCAGCUGGGCAGAGGACUCACUCGCUCAGUUCACGUUGGCUCUCUUUACUGGUGUAUCAAGGAACCGCGGACAUUUGCCUUCUCAGUCAGCCUUGUCAUCUGUCUGUCUCCCUCUCGCCGUCUCUACGACAAACAUGACCCAGACCGUGACACUAAAGGGACCCUCUCCUUGGGGUUUUCGGCUGGUGGGAGGACGGGAUUUCAGCACGCCGUUAACCAUCUCCAGGGUAACACCAGGCAGCAAGGCGGCCCAAGGUGACCUGUGUCCGGGCGACACCAUCCUGGCCAUCAACGGCGACAGCACAGAGCACAUGACGCACAUGGAGGCUCAGAACAGGAUCAAAACCUGCACUCAGCAGCUCAAACUCAACAUCAGCAGGUCGGGACCGGGAGACAGAGUGUGGUCGCCAACUGUUAGUGAAGAUGGCAAGACAAGCCCUUACAUGGAGCCUGACUCACAGAAUUUCCGGCCCAUCACCAGCGGAUAUGGCGGUUACAGCCGUAAACCUUCGUACACCCCUGAACCCCAGUCCCCGCAGGCUACCCAGACCACUCACCUGAAUAAUGGACACUCCAGACCCAACAACGGCCACAGCUAUGGAUACGGAAACGGAACCGGAACCGGGCACGCUCAGUACAACAACCCGGCAGGACUUUAUGCUGGCAGCAAUGGAGACAGAUCUCUGCCGAGCAAGAUGGGGGGCCUCAGCCUCAGCGCCACACACAGCCCAGAGCCUCCCAUACAGUCCCCUGGUGGCCGUAAUGGUUUUGACCCACAGUCAGACGUCUACAAGAUGCUGCAGGACUACGAGGAGCCUGCCUCUGAACCCAAACAGUCCGGCUCCUUCAAAUACCUCCAGGGAAUCCUGGAAGCUGACGGAGGUGUGUCCCCAACAGAGAGAAUGAGAAACUUAAAGUCUCCAGUCAGGUCUCCAAUCCCCAAACUGGGAAGCCCCAUCCCCAGCCCCAUGUCUGGUCUACAGAAGCUACCCCAGUGCACACGCUGCUGUAAUGGCAUUGUUGGCACCAUCGUGAAGGCCAGGGACAAGCUCUACCACCCCGAGUGCUUCAUGUGCGACGACUGCGGCGUCAACCUCAAGCAGAGAGGCUACUUUUUCAUCGAGGACAAUCUGUACUGUGAGACCCACGCCAAGGCACGCGUCCAGCCCCCUGAGGGCUACGACGUUGUUGCGGUGUACCCCAACUCCAAGGUGGAGCUAGUCUGAGAUGGAGAUGGAGCUGGUCAUAGUGUAAUAUAACUGGGAGACCAAAAUAUGGGAGAACGGGGCUACUGAGUAUCCUAGCCUACAUUUAUCAGGGUCUGUCGAGCAGGAAUGUAGAUCUUGGAUCAGUUUUGUCUUUGGGAGAGUCCUAUAACAUUUGUGUUUUAGUGAUCCCAUAUCAGCAUUUCUACACUGACAGACCUAAUAAAUGCUAUGUAUAUUGGGCAUAUUGAAAUAUGUUGAGAAUAAGGCUUGGGUCUGAAGAGUAUCCCAAAAGUUCAACUCAUAUAAAACCCGACAUUGUUUGCUAUGUCCUAAUCUGACAGCCCUCAUCUCUCAAUCAAUGUGUUCACAUUGAAUCCUAGAUAGAAGACGACCAGUUAAGGUCAUAUUAGCAGAGUGGGUGUUCAUAUGGAAGUUCAUAUCCACAACACAAGCACACAGUGUAUUACCAGAGUAUUCCAAUAAACCAAAAACAAAACAGAUGCAAAGAUGACGAAGAGAAAAUGAGGAAAAUGGAAUGACAUGUGUGAAAUGACUUCACCAGCAGCCAGCUAACAAUCUGCAUAUCAUCCAAUGUCCAAUGACAACCCUCCCACAAGCCUUAAUCCUAGAACACUAAUGUGUGUGUGAUAUGCAUUACCACAAGAGAUGUAUUUUGGAGCUGAUCGGUUUGUUUGCUGUGAUGAACAGUGCAGACGAGUUUGUGGUUUUUCCUCCUUCGGACUGAUCUUGCAUUUACCCAUUAUAACAUCGAUUGUCUGUGUCUUUCAAAGUCAUCUAAGGUAUGGUUAUAUAUUGUUUAUGUUUUGGUUAAUGGGUUUAAAGGUUUAUGUGUCUUUUUAACUAUGUUACAGUUACACAUUAUACUUCUGUUGCAGUUUACUCCAUGUAUGCAGUUUACCUUUUGGACUUUUUUGGGACUUUCUGUGUUACAAAACUGGGAAACAUCUCUCUUUGAUUGCCACUUUUUUAUGCUCACUUGUCUUUUAAGUGAAACAAUAAGUCAUUAUAAGCAGAUCAGGUACAGAUAUAAUUGUGAGUUUCUGGAAUGUGCAUCAGUAUGAGUUGGGGUGUGGUUUUACUGAACUAUAACCUAUAGUCAAAGCCUCCAUUUGCAGCUAUGCAAGCACCACCUUCUGACAUGUAAACAGAUCCCUGCAGGAGGCAUCCUCAAAGCUCUGUGAGAAACUCUAGAACUUGGUGAGGAUCCGUUUAAAGAAUUUCUCCCAGAUCUGGUCACAACCUCAAUUUAUACAAAAAAAAAACAAAAAACAAGGCUUUAACAGUGAAAUAACUUCAUC
Seriola dumerili (greater amberjack) is the source of this 2537-nucleotide messenger RNA. It is a transcript of the gene pdlim4, whose product is annotated as PDZ and LIM domain 4. Gene Ontology annotation, cellular component: stress fiber; adherens junction; Z disc. NCBI's taxonomy places the organism in Eukaryota, Metazoa, Chordata, Actinopteri, Carangiformes, Carangidae. The coding region runs from base 145 to 1236 and encodes 363 amino acids. Gene Ontology annotation, biological process: actin cytoskeleton organization; heart development; muscle structure development. Gene Ontology annotation, molecular function: muscle alpha-actinin binding; actin binding. The transcript has 7 exons. The record is from RefSeq and is a predicted model, not a curated record.